This is a messenger RNA of Symbiodinium sp. CCMP2456, 4248 nucleotides long. The record is from the annotation of a GenBank genome assembly. NCBI's taxonomy places the organism in Eukaryota, Dinophyceae, Suessiales, Symbiodiniaceae.
AUGUCCGGCCUUUGGCUCGGGUUUGGCUUCGUAAUCUGCGCGUCAGCAACAUACUCCGUGCGACAGUUGUUCUCUGGAGGAAGGGCGCAGGCGUACUGCGCAAUCUUGGAUGACUCCUCAUUGAAGUGCUGGGGACACAACUCCCAACAACAGCUCGGCACGUGGGGUAGCCCAGGAGCCUCCGAGAACACAAUGGGUGAUUUCUUGCCAGUCAUUGAUGUGGGUGCAGGUCGGACGGUUCAAUCUGGUUCACUGAGCAGCGACAACCUCUGCGUCGUGCUUGACAAUGGUGAGGCCAAGUGCUGGGGAGAGAAUAAUGAAGGUUACUCGGGGACGCCUAGCCUCAAAAAAAACACACGCCUCGCUGCCGGAAGGGAUGAUAUCCCUGCCAUUGAUCUCGGAAGCGGGCGGACAGCGCAACAGGUGGCUGCAGGAUCGAAAGUUGCUUGUGCUUUGCUGGACAAUGGCGGCGUGAAAUGCUGGGGAUACAGCAACUACGGUCAAAUGGGGUAUGCGGACAGAGUCCGACAGGCAGGAUGGAGCGAGAAUAGCAUGGGAGAUUAUCUGCCUGAAGUGGAUCUGGGAACUGACCGCACGGCCAAGAAGAUAAUUCAAAAUUCAUUCAAUGCCUUUUGUACCAUUUUGGACGAUGACAGCCUGAAGUGUUGGGGGAGGCACACAGGCACCCUGGGGCAAGAUAACUCGGCAUCGAUCAAUGAUCCCAGCAACGUGGACCCCAUCAACCUUGGUGAAUCCAGGACGGUGUUGGACGUAGCUGCUUCAGAAUACAUCAUCUGUGCCCUCCUAGAUGAUGGUACCGUCAGGUGUUGGGGAGCUGGUACUGAUGGGGGUUUGGGUUCCGGAGAUACGGUAAACCGUGGGAGCGAAAGCUCAAAGCCGGUCCUCAGUGCUCCCUUAGUAGACCUGGGAACGGGCCGAACUGCAAAGCAGAUUGCAGUGGGCCUUCACUUUGGCUGUGCGCUUUUGGACAACGACUCCGUGAAAUGCUGGGGUCGCAACACGCAGGGCCAGCUGGGCCAAGGAGACACAGAGCAUCGUGGAGAUGCGCCAGAUGAGCUGGGGGACAAGCUGCCGCCUGUUGACGUGGGUACGGGGAAGACAGUCAAACAAAUCGUGGCAAUGCGGGAUGGCUGUUGUGCCCUCCUCAACGACGACACAGUGAAGUGUUGGGGGCAAUACCAUGGCCAGGGGCAUUCUGAUUUUGUGGGAGAUGAACCUGGAGAGAUGGGGGACUCUCUUCCUGCUGUGCAGUUUGGCACCAAACCUACAACCACGACCACUGAGAGCCUCACCGCCACGUCAACAACCAGCGGUACCAGUACAGCUACAUGGACAUCGACGACAAGCCGCUCGUCCAGCAGCACCAGCUCUACGAGGACGGGCACCAGCAGCUCCACUUCCAGCAGCGGCACGACGAGCAGCACCAAGAGCGGCACCGACACCAGCACGUCAACAACCAGCAGUGCAUCCAGCAGUAGCACAAGCAGCUCCCUGACACGAACAACGAGUACUACGUCCAGUGCUAGCACCUCAACGACGAGCAGCACAUCAACGUCGGCCAGCAGUUCCAGCAGCGUCAGCACCAGUACCUCAACGACAAGCAGCACAUCAACGUCGGCCAGCAGUUCCAGCAGCAUCAGCACCAGUACCUCAACGACAAGUGUUACAUCGACGUCUAGCAGCAGUUCCAGCAGCGGCAGCACCAGCACCUCAACGACGAGCAGCACGUCGACAUCUGGGAGUAGCUCCAGCAGCAGCUCGACGACAGAGACCAGCACCAGUAGCAGUACAACGGCAUCGAGCGUGACAACAUCAUCCUCCGUAACCAGCACUUCCUGGACUAGCAGCUCUACUUCCAGCACUUCCAGGACCAGCAGCUCCACAUCUAGCAUGUCCUUGACUGGCAGCUCCACGUCCAGCACGUCCACCACCAGCACAAGCAGUAGCAUGUCAAGCACAAGCCGCAGUACCAGCACCACCAGCACUGCCAGCAGCAGCACCACGGGCUCCCACACAUCCACAACCGUGUCGCGCAGUAGCACCACACGGACUCCAGGCACCCCAGCAGAGGCAGCGAGACAAAAGCAAGAGGAGCAAAGGAAGGAGCAAGCUGCAGCAGCAGCAGCGUCCGUGGAGGCGGCUGAGCAGGAAAGUGUGCAACAGCUUCUGAGCACCCUCAAUUUCGACUCUCCUGGGAAUAGCACCGAAACCGGCGGCGUGUUGGGGCAGGUGUCCAUGUCGACCGAGACAGGCACGCUGAAGGUGGCGGCCCUGUCACCGGAGGCAGUGGAGGCCGCCGGAGGAAGUGUCGCGGUUUCUGCUGGCGAGACAGGUGCAAAGGUGGAGAUGCCGGCGGCAAUCCUGUCCCAAGCAGCUGAGCUCUUCGAGAAAUCAGGUGUCUCUGGGCCAGUGAUCCUGAGCCUGACUAGCAUGUCAGAUGAGACGGCCGAGAACUUCGCAGAUCGGCAGGUCGAAGGUGAGCCUGCCGCAACUCUGCAGUCGGAGCCUUUGAGUAUCAACCUCAGAGGCCCGGAUGGCUCCAACUUGAAGAUCGGUGAGCUGCAAACCCCCAUGGAAAUCGUUCUAAAGGUGAAGAGUCCCAAUGCAACAUGUGCCUACUGGGACGAGGACGAGAACCGAUGGUCAAGCAGGGGUCUGACCGCCCUGUCCAGCAGCGGGGGUGAACUCACUUGUUUGACCACUCACCUCUCCAUCUUUGCCGGAGUCUUGCAGAUCAUCGUCGAAAGGGCUGCUGCAGUCAUUUCUUGCAGUUCCGCUUGGGAGCUCAUGUCGGAGAAAGGCUUUCAGAAGCUCAUGGGGUCACGCCGGAAGUGGAUGGGCAGCCUGCCGUCAAUUUCGACUUUCGUCUUCAUAGCCUUGUUCUUGGUCAUCCAGUGCCGUGCGGCCUAUGUGGACCGCCGAGACAAGCAGAUGGUUCCCUGGGAGGAGCUCGAGCCAAUCCUCUUUCGCGAGGCUUUGCCUUCGGACGAGGAGCUGCCUCGAAGACGAGGAGCUGCCCCCGCCUGGGCGUGCUGCCGCUAUUGCCUGGUUCAGCUGAAGGAGUGGUGCUGCUGGUGCACGGGCAUCUGUUUUGGCGUGGAAAAUAUUUUGCAGCUCCUCAUGGACGCAAUCCCGAACGCCCCAGAAGCCAGCGUCAACCGGUGCAUCAGGUCCCUCCACGCAUAUCGAUGCGGCGUGGCUCUGGACAGCCUGGAGAUUCUGCUCGCCAACGAGAAGUUCCAAGUCGAGGACAGCGUUCCGAGGCAAGUCUCGCGCACCCCGGCUCGCCGAAGCCGCUUCUCCCGUAUGAUGCACUCAGUGGUUCAGCACGUCAAUGAAUUCGCGAUGGCGGUGCGUGACCUCAGUGCUCGAUGGGAAGUUCACCUUCACGGGGCUAGUGCUGUGCAGUCUAUCCUUCAGCGAGGGUGGUGCAGCCGUGUCUGCCUGCUCGUUCCUGCAUUCCACCCAUGGAUCGCAUUGUUGCGGUUCAGCAUAUUGACGCCUUAUACCGUGCGAGUUGGCCUCGUCUUCUUGAAGCUCUGCACCGCAGGCGCUACCAACGCGCUCUUCUUCACAAGCACCACGCCAAGUCCCGACGAUGACCCUGGUUGUCGACAGAAGCUCAGCUUCUUUGAGGCCCUGGUCCAGAAUUGCGUUGUGGGUUUUCUAUCCGCUUUUCUCGGCGACUGCAUCAUCUUCACGCUCUUCCUCGUACAGGUUCGCAGCCCCUUAGAGAAGAGGCAGUGGACAGAGGCGGCCAAGGCACGGAAGCUGGCCUGGUGGCGCUGUCGUUCCUAUGUCUUCUGGUUGCUGUGGCUCGUGUACACUAUCGCGUGCCUGGCAUACAUCAUGAUGUUCCUUGCGAACUCUCAUCUUGAAGAUGCCCACAAGUGGUACCAGAGUACUGGGAUGAGCCUACUUCAGGACAUGGUGCUCUUGCCGUUGGGCAUGGCUGUGGCCCUGGGCACAAUCGCCACGUGCGCACUUCGAAGUCAGCGCAUCAGGAAGAGCAUCAAGCACAAAUGGUACCAACAGCCAGAGGAUGGCGAGCAGAAGGAGCCCGAAGGUGAGCCGGAAGCCACGCAGCAUGGGCGUCAAAUCUCCAUUGCUUCGUCGGCGUCAGACCAAGCAGAGCAUUUCGUAGUGGAUGAGGGCCAUAAGUCCAGUAGGAAGGGCCAGGAGAUGCUAAAUGACUUCCAGGCUGUGUUGCCCGGCAUGCCAGAUUAG